AUGCCACCCACCCCCAUAACAAUCCUAACCGGCUUCCUCGGGUCCGGCAAAACCACCCUCCUGCUCAACCUCAUCCCUCAACUCCCCCCAACCUACCGCCUCGCCCUCCUAAAAAACGAAUUCGGCGAUGUCGCCAUCGACUCCCAACUCGCCACCACCUCCUCCAUCAGCGGGGUCCGCGAACUCCUCAACGGCUGCAUCUGCUGCAACCUAGUCGGCCAACUCAGCGACGCACUCUUCCAACUCCUAACCACCGUCACCCCCGACCGCAUCGUGAUCGAGACCUCCGGGUCCGCCUUCCCCGCAACCCUAGCCAUGGAAGUGAAUCGGCUGGCGCGCGAACACCCCGGCACAUUUGUGCUCGAUGGCGUGAUUAGUGUGAUUGAUGUGGAGAAUUGGGAGGGGUAUGAGGAUACGAGUUAUACGGCGAAAUUGCAGGCGAAGUAUACGGAUUUGAUUGUGUUUAAUAAGUGGGAGGGGGUCGAGGAGAUGAGGUUUGAGGUGUGUUUGGAUCGCGUGGGCGAUUUGGAGGUUGAGACGCCGUGGGUUAAGUCGGAUAGGGGGCGGGUGGAGAUGGGGGUGCUUUUGGGGAUUGAUGGGGCGUUGGUGGCAAAGGAGGGGGUUUUGGAUGGGAUUGUUGAUGGGGAUGGAUGUGCGGAUGGGCAUGGGCAUGAGCAUGAGCAUGAGCACAAGCAUGGGGAGGAUAGGCAUGGCCAUCAGUCCGAGGUGGAGGUGCUGUCGGUGACGUUAAAGGGUGCUGCGGCGGGUGAGGGCCCGGUAGUGGAUACCACGGCGUUGGUGGAGAAGUUGUUGCGGGCUGCCCCCAAGGAAGAGGUGUAUCGGAUUAAGGGCGUGAUGCGGGGUUUGGCUGCCGAGCCGCCUGCUGCGUCGGAGGAGGAGCAGUCGAUCGUGGGUGCGGAGACGAAUGGCGAUGGCCGUGCGACGAGACACUAUAUCCUGAACUGGGCGUUUGGGCGAUGGACCUUCACACCGUCGGAUGCGGUGGCGGGGACUCUAGAGCCCGGGGUUGCGGCCAGGAUUACUCUCAUUUUGGCCCGGUAUGAGUCUGGCAAGUGGAAGAAGAGGCUGGAGGCCGGGGGCCUGGUUCAGGUUGGAAAGGGCAGUGAGGGGACUGAGUUGGUGGUGGAGAGACUGGUAUAG
This is a messenger RNA of Aspergillus ibericus CBS 121593, 1161 nucleotides long. RefSeq names its product GTP-binding protein. NCBI's taxonomy places the organism in Eukaryota, Fungi, Ascomycota, Eurotiomycetes, Eurotiales, Aspergillaceae. Bases 1 to 1161 code for a protein of 386 amino acids. The transcript has a single exon. Gene Ontology annotation, cellular component: cytoplasm. The record is from RefSeq and is a predicted model, not a curated record.